Aricia agestis (brown argus) is the source of this 2436-nucleotide messenger RNA. RefSeq lists its product as uncharacterized. The record is from RefSeq and is a predicted model, not a curated record. The transcript has 4 exons. NCBI's taxonomy places the organism in Eukaryota, Metazoa, Arthropoda, Insecta, Lepidoptera, Lycaenidae. The coding region runs from base 306 to 1538 and encodes 410 amino acids.
UCAAUCAUCAGUUUUUCUAUUUUCGUCUAAAAUUUCGUGUGAAAAUAAUUUUGAAUUAGAAUCACAAGCGCUCCGAGCAUAUAUUUCUCAAAAGAAAUACGCGUUUAAGUUAUAAAUCAUGCAAUUUCUUUAUAUUCAGUGAGAAAACCACAAGUAAAUGUCUACCGAAGCCGCUUGCCAGAGUUCAAUAAACUCGUAAGUCAAAAACGGUUCUAAGGCCUUUUGGAAAUGUCAGUUUUAGUUGUGGGUAAUAAUCGCUAAACGCUGAGCGAUAUUCUAAGUUUUCCGUAAUCAAACAGUGAAAUAUGGAUCCGAAUCCCCAAGAACGGACGGCACCCGUGUACGUUCGAUCAAGGGCAUUUCGUCAGUUCAAGAAUCCUCCUCAGCCCCAUAUGUGUAUACAAGACACGAUAAAAGAUACGUCGGAAAAGCUCUACAUCAAUGUUUUGGGAUGGCAGAAAAUAGCUAAUCCCAAGCAGUAUUCUGAUCCGAUACCUCUGUAUGGAGGUAUGCAGGUACAUCAAGGUUGUGCGCCGAAUAGUAACAGGCCCCCUCUUCUGGUCUUCGCUGUGAUGGUUAACCCUGACAUAUUAAAAGAAAAUGGAAAGAAUGCAACAAAUCCAUCGGAUCGUGAGGCGCUUGUCAGUCUGCUGUGUGAUUUUGUUGAGGCCAUGAACCCUGGUCUAGCUUUGUCCAGAAACCCAGUUAUAUUAAAGGAUCGGGACUUAGCCGGUGAGCUCAAAGAUGUGUGGCUCGCUGUUCAAAACAAGAGAGAAAGAGAGAAAGGGUUGAACCAAGAUGUCAUGUACAAGGUUUAUGACAUUGAUGGAAUCGGCAACGAAGACAUGGUUGAAGAUGAAAAAUCAACAGGAAAAAUUGGUAGGUCAUAUGACAAUUCACCGAGCAAGACACACAACACAGACAAGAAGAAUGUUAAAUCAUCAAAACAGAUACUAAUGAAUGCAGGACAGAAGUCGGAAUUUGAUUCCGGCAUGAACAACUGCCAAUUGAAUCAAAAUCAUUUGAACAGAGACAACAGGUGUAACAAUGACUUAGAUCCCACAUACUGUACCCCAGUGUAUGGACAGAUUGUUUCCAGCAGAGAAAACCACAACCAAAUUGACGAUAUCCAACAAAAGUUCACAUCGGAGAAAGAAAGUAAACCGUCUAGCUCAUUUAGAAAAGACUGGAACUCCAGUCAAGGCAAAACUACGCAGGGUUGGGAUGACUUCUCCAAACAAAACCUGACCACCAUUAAGGCUAACGAAAGUGAAACAAAGAGACACAGGAACAAAGACAAAAACAAACACAUGACCAAUGGGAAAACGCAUUUCGAUUUCUUCCCGGUCUUCGACAAUAAAGAACAAAUGGAUGCAGAAUGUCCCAGCAAAAAAUGUACAGACACAAAAAAAGAAGAUGAGACAGACGAAAACAAUUCUAAAGUAAUUAUAGACCCAAUGCAGAAGCUAGCUCUGCAUGCGACUGAUAAUAAAAUUUGUGAUAAUAAAACAAGUGCUCUCAACACAUUUAGCUCAUAAAUUUAUGGCGUUUUACAAAUGACUUUUUGUAUGGCAGUGUGUUAGCUUAAUGUUUGUAAUGUUAAUAUGUAAAGAGUGAACAAUAUUGGACUAGUCAUGGUCACUGACGAACAUUUUAUUUCAGUUUGAGAUGUUUUGAUAUUAAAUUUUAAAGGACCAACAUUUUGUGUGAUUAUAUUUUCUGUCACAUUCAUGGGCAUACCCAGGAUUUUAGCUAGGGGGCAGCAUUCCUGUUUCGAGAAGAUGGUCAGUCUGGUAUAUUGAAACAAAAGAUCAUGGAAUUUGACUUUUAUUUGCGCAGAGUAGGUAACACAUUUUGAAUUCCCACUCCUCGCAAGUGGGAAUUCAAAAUGUGUUAAUAGACGUUUAUUUUAUCUUCUAGGGGAGGGGCUAGCUGCCCCUACCUGGGUACGCCCAUGGUCACAUUUAUUUUAUAUUAAAUCAAGUUUAACUUCAAUCCAAGAUUUUUGGUCCUUUUGGUAGGGUUCAUUAUAACUUCUAAAAGUUUUUUAGUGUGGCAACAUUAUGUCGAGUUUUGCUUUAUUUCAAGUUCACAACUUUAAUUUGUGAAGCUAAAAUCUAUUCAGAUUGUAUAAAAAUAUAUUAUUGCUUUAAAUUAUUAUCCAAUAAUUACACUUUUUUUAAAUGAGAUGGUUAAAGAAAAUGAUCAAACCAUAUAAGAUGAAAUAAGCAUGUUGAAAAAAACCUUUGUCUAAUCAUGUUCUUUGAUAUCUGUUUGAACUUUGAAGUUAUAAUGGAACCUACACUUGUAGGUGCAUCAUCACAUAUUAAAACAUGUUGUGGAUUAUUGAGGUUGUGUAUUUCACGAUGUUCUAUAAGGUGGUGGCCAAACACAUAAUAUUUUAUCUGAUAUGAUGUUGAAUAUAAUUUUUUUUAU